Messenger RNA from Amphibalanus amphitrite, 2182 nucleotides. Its product is annotated as type-2 ice-structuring protein-like. The coding region runs from base 100 to 822 and encodes 240 amino acids. The transcript is spliced from 4 exons. The record is from RefSeq and is a predicted model, not a curated record. NCBI's taxonomy places the organism in Eukaryota, Metazoa, Arthropoda, Thecostraca, Balanomorpha, Balanidae.
GGAUUUUCGGCGCUUCUUCAUAGCUCACUGGCGUCCAUAGAGGUACAGACUGCAUAAACACACAACGCCAUAAGAGCCAAAACCACCAACCAGUUAGGUAUGGCUCCUUUAAAUUUAUUCAUCUACCUACUUGUGUCAUCCAUCUGGGUAGAAAAUCUGGCCGACGGAGCGAUGGCGUUCCAACGAGUGAACAUGGCAUACACCGGAGAGCCAGCAACCACCGUUCUUGUGACCUCGGAGACGACCUGUGCAAUUGAAUGUAGGUCGGCAGAGUCGGGUGCGUGUGAAGGGUUCACGUACCACGCGAAUGGUACCUGUGAGCUGUACAACACUGGAGCGACACUGCAAACAGGAGCAGCUACCGCGGGGCGACAAACCUUCCGAAAAAUACAUCUGAUUGCAGGCGACUCCACCGUGCCAUGCGCCUGUCCGGUCGGCUUCAGCCACUGUGCCGGCCGCUGUCUGAUCCGACCCCCUCAGGAGCUCACCUUCACCGAAGCUAAAGCCGCCUGCGCCUCGCUGGGCGCCCACCUGGCCGUGCCCCGCUCUGCAGAGGAGAACCAGUGCGUUCUGACCAUGGCGGCUGGAGCUGACGCCUGGAUCGGACUGUCGGAGCAUGGCGAGGACGGAGUGUUCGUGGCAGAGGACGGAGGAGAGCCCGUGUUCAACAAUGCUUCGUUCUGGGCUAGUACAGAGCCCAAUGAUGACAUAGCGUAUAACUGCGUGCAGAUGUAUAUUGAUUCUCAGGGCUGGGAUGAUACCGAGUGCGGCUACCCCCAGGGAUAUGUGUGUCAGUCAUGGAACAAACCCCUAUGUGGCUAACCGUGGCCAUUUGACUACUGUAUCCUCGGCGUCAUAACGUCACAGUUUAGGCAUGGCUACAAGUACACUAUGCGUUUUCUGCGUGCGUUUUUUUUGCGGGUUUGCGUUUUUUGCGUAACAUCAUCCUAGAAUAAAAAAAACGAUAUUACAUUUUUGUGAUAUAAUUUUAUGCUAACUUUUAACUAUUAUAAGAGUUAUAUUAACUUUUAAAUAAAACUGAUAUAAAAGUCAAAUUAAUUAUAACUUUUUUUCUAGAACGAUAUUACGCAAAACACGCAAACCCGGAAAAACGCACGCAAAAAAACGCAUAGUGUAGCCUGGCCCUUAAGGCCUGGCUACACUAUGCGUUUUCUUCGUGCGUUUUUUGCGUGUUUGCGUGUUUGCGUGUUUGCGUGAUAUCGUUCUAGAAAAAAGAACGAUAUUACGUUUUUGUGAUGUUUUUCACCUAAAAUUUUAGUUACAUAAGAGUUAUAUUAGCUUUUGUAUAUAACUAAAGUAAAAAUUAUAUUGUUUAUAACUUUUUUCCUAGAACGAUAUUACGCAAAACACGCAAACCUGCAAAAACGCACGCAGAAAACGCAUAGUGUAGCCAGGCCUUUACACUGUUAACACACAUCCUUAUAGCGUCACAAGUACGUAAGAAAAUUUUGGGGGUGCUCAAGAGAGAUGGAAACGAAAUGUGAUGCAUUUUAUCUGUUGUGAGUGAGUAACGGGGAGACCGACUGACCGGCGGCCAAUGGGACGGCCUGGCCUGCCGGGUGUCAGUGUAGCGUCUCGCUCUGUGGGGAGUCUGUCCCGGGCCGGCGCGGCGGUGGCGCGUCUCGCUGUGGGGUCUGUCCGAGCGGCCAGGUCACCCUUACCACUCCUCCGGCCGAGACGGGUCCGUCUGGCUAGAGGUUCGGAGCGGUGUGCACGUGGAGUGAAUACGCUGAUAACUACACUGUCCUAUGUAGAAAAUAUACAGGUUCAGUUGAUGUUAAUUUGUGAUUUUACUAGGGCGCGUAGACCUCUUCAGAGGUCAUUGACGGCCAAAAAGUCAAACUAAAAAAGUAAGAUUAGUGUUUGAGCUUGUUUAAAAGGACCAUAGGAUUACAUACAAGAAUACCAACCGCGAAUAGUUACACGUCGCACCUUUGUCACGCUUCCUCAGUUCGUUAUAAAAGCAUAGUUGCGCAUCGUAUACGAGUACAAUGCUGUACGACGGUACUUCGAAUGUGUUUCCCACUCAGUUUUUUUUUGCGAUUCGUUAUUGCUUUAUUUAUUCAUUCCGGUUCCCACCGGUGGUAUAUUUGAACAGGUACAGAGAAAGCGAGUUACAAUAAUACUAUCGAUUAUUGUAAAUAAACGGAUCGUUAACUCA